This is a messenger RNA of Symbiodinium necroappetens, 354 nucleotides long. The record is from the annotation of a GenBank genome assembly. NCBI's taxonomy places the organism in Eukaryota, Dinophyceae, Suessiales, Symbiodiniaceae.
GCAACACCUACUGGGACACUUGGGCAGAGAAGUCUUCUCGACCGCAGCAGAAGGGGCGCUUGCAUGGCAAGUGCAACGAGGCGGCUGCUUACUGCUGUCAUUCACCGCUUGUGUUGGCUGACAUGCUGGACACCGACAUGGUGAAGGUCUUUGAGAAUGCAACGAAUUCAGAUGUGUGGCAGUCUUUCCGCUGGUAUACGCCCCCUGCGCUGCCAAGGAAAGAUCCAGGGGUCGCGGCCAUCGAUCCAGCUGACGGCGGAUCCGUGCAGACUUAUGUGGGCCAAGGCUACAUGGCAGUUCUUUCCAACUGCAGCGAAGACCAUUCGCCACCGCCACCUGUAGCGAAGCUCCUAG